Messenger RNA from Microdochium trichocladiopsis, 1092 nucleotides. RefSeq lists its product as uncharacterized. Bases 1 to 1092 code for a protein of 363 amino acids. Gene Ontology annotation, molecular function: catalytic activity. NCBI's taxonomy places the organism in Eukaryota, Fungi, Ascomycota, Sordariomycetes, Xylariales, Microdochiaceae. The transcript has 2 exons. The record is from RefSeq and is a predicted model, not a curated record.
AUGUCCCCUAUGAAGACGACCGCUAAGCACCCCUGGACCAGAGGCAAGCUCUACGACCAGCCGUACUAUGCCUUCUCAAUGAAGACGCGGACCUGGGAGCCGGUCGGGACCGCGCCGGCAAGAGACGAAACAGAGCCUGGGCUCCUAGGACGUCUUGAGGUGCUGUCCUGGAACAUGGACUGGACGAUGCCGGAGCGCUUGGAUCGAACAAAGGCAAUUUUCGAGGAACUCCACGCCCACGUGGAACGAGCGGCAAGAAAGUUGGGGAUGGAGUUACCUGCAGCCAACGCAGCGGGUGGCCCCGCAGAGCAUGGUCGGGCAGCGGCCAUAAGGGCCCUCAACAUCGUCAUCAUGCUCAACGAGGUUGUGGAGUGGUCUAUUGGGCGCUUGAAAUCGCUCGACUGGGUCCGCAAGCACUUUUACUUGACUGAUAUCAACACCAGCUUCUGGGGCUGUGGUCUUCAAGGAGAGGGACAAUACGGGACGUGCAUCCUCAUACCCAAGACGUUGCUGAUCUCCAGCGUGGGCAGAAUCCAUUACACCGCCAGCAACUGCAACCACGAUGCUUUGUUCGUCGACAUUUCCGUUGUCCCAGCUGGCAACAGCGCCAGCAGGCUUAGGAGACAGCGCACCCUGCGCCUAUGCUCGACCCAGCUGGACCCCUACUCUUACGUCCUCGACGACGACCGCAGGAAGCAGCUGGCCGAAGCAGCAGCUCACAUGCACAUUGCCGACCUGGCCAUCCUCGGCGGGGACCUCAAGGCCGUCUGCGCGGCCGACCGGAGCCUGCAUUCCGAGCAGCGGCUCCUGGACGUGUACUUCGAGUGUGGCGGGGUCGAGGGCUACGGCGCGACCUGGGGCCCGACGGCCGGCAAGAAGCGCCGGGCGCUCAACGGCAUGGCCAGGGCGGACAAGGUCCUGUUCUGCGGGGAGGGCUUGUUUGCGAAGAAGUUCGAGACGUAUGGCCACAACAUCGAGGUUGAAGACCAGGAAGCACGGUCGAAGCUAAAAAAUGCUUUGCAGAUGGAUAAGGGCUGGGUCUCGGAGCACUUGUUGAUCAAGGCUACUUUUAUCAUCACGCCAGCUCAAUGA